Molecule: messenger RNA, 3483 nt
Organism: Penaeus indicus
Lineage: Eukaryota; Metazoa; Arthropoda; Malacostraca; Decapoda; Penaeidae
Product: carnitine O-acetyltransferase-like
Exons: 14
Coding region: 104-2035 (643 amino acids)
Biological process (GO): carnitine metabolic process, CoA-linked
Cellular component (GO): peroxisome
Molecular function (GO): carnitine O-acetyltransferase activity
Source: RefSeq, a predicted model, not a curated record
AAGGGCGAGUGUUGUUAUGCGUCAGCUGAUGUCCAGAGUACAACCCAGCUGAUAACUGUAGAUACCGUAAUUCCAGCUGAUAGAUCUCUGUGAGGCUGACAUCAUGGCAUUAUCAGCAUCACUUCUCAUUCGGCAGGGGCUGAGGAGUGGUUGGAGUGGAUACAUACGAUCGUGUGCAUCCAGUUACACAAUGGUCGCUCCAUCGAGAUCCCUUCACGAUCAUCAGGGGUCACUGCCUCGCCUUCCUGUGCCCCCUCUUGAAGAGACGCUGAAUAAGUAUCUCAAAACAGUGAAACCGUUAGUAACUGAGGAAGAAUUCCAGUUAACAGAGGAAAUUGUUAAAAAGUUUGCUGCUCCAGGAGGUAUUGGUCAACAAUUACAAGAAAAAUUACAGCAAAGAGCAAAGAAAUCUGACAACUGGCUUAGUGAAUGGUGGAUCAACGCUGCAUACUUGGACUACCGCUGGCCUGUGGUGGUAUGGUCCUCUCCAGGCCUGGUUUUCCCAUUACAAGAAUUCAGAACCCUGGAUGACCAGCUAAGCUAUGCUGCAAAAGUUAUUGUUGGAGCUCUUGAUUAUAAGAAAAUGUUGGAUGACAAAACUGUGCCCAUUGAUCACAUGGGCAAAGACCUCUUAGACAUGUCCCAGUACUUCAAGAUGUUGGGAACAUGCCGUAUCCCAGGAGUAACACGGGAUUCCAUUGUAUAUCAUGGGCAAUCUGAAAAUGCUCCCAAACAUAUUGUUGUAGCACAUAACAAUCAUUUCUUCAAGAUUGAUGUAUAUGGAAAGGAAGGAAAACCCCUGACUAUCAAUCAGGUGUUGCAUCAGUUACGAAAUGUGGUUGAACGCUCUACCCAUCCAACCAAUCCAGUUGGUAUCCUCAGUACACAGAAUCGAAAUGUAUGGGGGAAGGCUUAUAAAAAACUUAGAAAGGAUAAAUUGAACAAGGCAUCCAUUGAAGAAAUUCAGAGAUCAAUCUUCCUAGUAGCUUUAGAUGGACCUAUUGUCAAUCCAACUGGAAAUGAGAUGACUGAUGCAGCAUUACUCUGUGUUCAUGGCAAUGGUUCACAGGGUUAUGCUGGCAACAGAUGGUAUGAUAAGACUAUUCAGUUUAUCAUUGGGAAGAAAGGAGCAGUAGGACUAACAUAUGAACAUACACCAGCAGAAGGUCCACCAAUUGCCAACUUAAUGGAUCAUAUUAUGAACUUCAUAAGCACUGGAAACUUCCAGAAAGAGGACAGCAGCAUGAAAGAGAGGAAACUCCCAGCAAUUGAACUUGACAGACCUCAGCGCUUGAUGUUUAACAUUAGUGAUGACAUCAAGCAAGAAAUAGAAGAUGCAAAGUGUGCUCUUGACAGCCUUGUAGAAGACUUGGAAAUGACUUGUUUCCUCUUCACUGGUUUUGGAACUACUUUCAUUAAGUCACAAAGGCUUAGUCCAGACAGUUUUCUACAGAUGGCUAUUCAGUUAGCCUUCUACAGAAUCCACAAAGAACCAGGGGCUCACUAUGAGUCUGCAUCAACCAGGAAGUACCUCCAUGGUCGCACAGAAACAAUCCGUUCUUGCUCAACAGAGUCAAUAGAAUUUGCCAAGACAAUGUUGGAUGAGAAUGCCUCUGCUGAUGAGAAGGUCUCUUCUUUACGAAAGGCUGUUGAAGGACACAAAAAUUAUGCGAAGGAUGCUGUCCGCGGAUAUGGUGUUGACCGUCACCUCCUUGGCUUGAAGCUUUGUGCAAUUGAGGCGGGCAUGGAUGUGCCCACUCUAUUUAUGGAUGUUGGUUAUAUCAGAAGCUCCCACAUGCGUCUGUCCACCAGUCAGGUCCCAGCACGCUGUGAAGCCUUCAUGUGCUUUGGUCCACUUGUACCUGAUGGCUACGGCUGUUGCUACAAUCCACGUCCAGAUUCAGUUGUAUUUGGAACAUCUGCAUUCAACUCUUCUCCAGAAACAGAUUCGGCAACUUUCCGUGCAGCUUUGGAGGAAAGUUUAAUGGAUAUGCAUGAUGUACUACUGAAGAGUGGACUGAAAGCAAAACUCUAGUGAGCAAAUACCAUUAAAUGAUAUAGUUCUCUUACAUUACAUUGUUCAACAAUCUGAAGAAAAACUUAUACUAAAUAUUUUAUAAUGUUACUUUGGCCUGGUUAUAAAGUUCUUACACUUAGAUAUUAAAUCUUAUUUGAAAAUCUGUUAUGAAUUCAUACUUAAUGAUGUACAGCAAAAUAGAUUGCUCUUAAAGCUGAGAUUUGGAUUAGAGUAGAGAUUUAUUUGUGUAGAUUAUUUACAGAAAUUAUUUGAAACCAGUGGAGUCUGGAUUUUAAUUAGUUGUAUUUUUAUUUACAUGCAAACUGAAAGAAAGGUAUAAAUUAGUUCUGCUUGUUUUAUCUCAGAAUUAUUGUACAAAACAGUGUAUUAUGAAUAGUUAUUACUUGUAUACUGUGUGAGGUUUCUAGUUACUUCUGUAUCAUCAGUGUAAAACAUGUCUUAAGUUCUUUUACUGUGGUAUGAAGGAUGGACUCAUUGCUGUACACAUUUUAACUCUUUAUUGUAGGAGAAAAUUGUUAUGCCAGUAGUACAUAUAGUUAGUUGUACUUUGUUAAUAUUUGUGUGAUAUACCAGUGAGUUUUUUCAUAUUAAAGUGCAGUUUCCUAAUUUUGUUUACUUAUUUUUAAUGUUAUUAUUGCAGACCUUAUCUUUAAGAAAGUGAGCAACUAUCAGCAUGGUCAUAGCAAAGAAUAUAAUUACUUUUUUUUAUAAUUUUCAAAAUGCACAUAUUUUGUUUUGGGAUAAACCAAUUGAUUUUUUUUCAGAAGUAUAAUUGCUUUAGUUGCAAUUAUCAGUUUAUACAUAUUUUUAUUUGAUAACUGAAAAUGGACCAGGAAGAAAUAGGCACCAAUUCUGUAGAUAAUCAUGACUUUCACAUCCAUCAUAUCCUCUUUGAAUGAAAAACUUUGAGCUUUAUUAUUAUUAUUACUUUUUUUUCGUUUAUUAUUAUUUUUUCCUAACACUGAUUUGGUUGAAUGAGAAUUUGUUUUCAUUUUCUUAUGUAUUAAUUGUUCAUGUUAAGAAAAAGAGCAAAUAAUUGAUAGCAAAGAUAUUUUGGUAUACUCUUUAAGUGUUCCUUUUAAAGGAGAGGUUAUGAAAACCUAGCUGAGCAAAAUAAGUUAUAUUCUUCAUAUAUAUGAUUACCAGAGAUUGAGUUUGUUUAGAAGGAUCAAGGGAAUUUUGAUUGUUUACGAAAAGAAAAUGAAAUGGCUUGCCUACAUUUGGCACAAACCCGUCUUCCAAAAACAAUUUAAUAGUUAAAUAAGCUUUGAAAAGUAAAGAAAUAUAAUAUGAUAGAAAAUAGAGUAUAUAGGAAGAGAAGGCUUUCCAACAAUGUGUACUUUCUAUAAUUUUAUCCAGAUAUGAAAAUCAUAUGUACUUACUAAUAUAUUUUUUUAUUAUUGGUACAUGUAUAUUCUCAAGACACAAUAAGAACUUUAACAUUU